Molecule: messenger RNA, 2240 nt
Organism: Chionomys nivalis (European snow vole)
Lineage: Eukaryota; Metazoa; Chordata; Mammalia; Rodentia; Cricetidae
Product: poliovirus receptor-like
Exons: 9
Coding region: 170-1423 (417 amino acids)
Biological process (GO): acrosome assembly; coreceptor-mediated virion attachment to host cell; fusion of virus membrane with host plasma membrane
Cellular component (GO): apical junction complex; plasma membrane; focal adhesion
Molecular function (GO): cell adhesion molecule binding
Source: RefSeq, a predicted model, not a curated record
AGCACUCUAGGACUGAGCCAUGACCCCAGCCUCCGUGGGACUCUCUGUAGAGCCUACAGAAGCAGAUCCUAAAGAGGAGUGUCCAGCAAGGUGACCCAGGCCGGCACCGGAGUCUCGACAUUCGCCGUCAGUGUAGCCCAAGGAGGAACUGAAUCGGCUCCCGAACUCCAUGAAUCGACACACCCCUCUCGCCUGGUCGCCACGGCUGCUGCUACCGGGCCUGCUGCUGCUGCUCCUGCCGGACCGCGCGAAAGCCGCUUCCGGUAUAGCCGUGCAGGUGCUCACUAAUGUGACUGGCUUCUUGAAUGAGCCUACCACCUUGUUAUGUAAUCUGAUGUCUGCUGAGAAUGUGACAGUCACCCAAGUAACCUGGAUGAAGAAGAACCCAGAUGGCUCCCGCCCUACCGUGGCUGUCUUCCACCCCACCAAGGGACCCAGCAUCCCAGACUCAGAAAGGGUGAUGUUCUUGGCCCCCAAGCUGGACGGGCAUCCUUGGAAUGCAUCUCUGGUGAUUUCCCACGUGCGAGCCGAGGAUGAAGGCAGCUAUGAAUGUCAAUUUGCCACAUUUCCCACGGGCAGCAGGAGCAACAGUGUCCAUCUGCGGGUGCUUGCCCGACCUACAAACACUGCAGAGGCCCUGACGCCUUCUCCUACCUGGAAGCUGCAGGACUUAGCUAAGUGCAUCUCCACUGGCGGUCGCCCUCCACCGCAAAUUUCCUGGCUCUCGGACCUAAAAGGAAGCGAAACGCGUGAAACUACGGAGCUAGGGCCCCAGCCGGGCACCUUCACAGUCACCAGCUUCUUGUCCUCGAUGCCCUCGAGCCAUGCCGAUGGCAAGAACAUCACCUGCAGCGUGAAGCAUGAAAGCGUCCAGGAGCCGGAGCUGCUACUAGUGACCCUUUCUGUGCCCUAUCCACCUGAAGUGUCCAUCUCUGGCUAUGACGAAGAAUGGCCUGAGGGUCUUACUGGUGUGGCCCUGUCCUGUGACGCUCGAAGCAAACCAGAGCCCACUGACUAUGAAUGGAGCACGACUACGGGUCCUCUGCCCAACAACACUGAGGCCCAGGGCAAUCGGCUCCUAAUCCACAAGGUGAACAAGACCACUAUCAAUAACGUGACCUUUGUCUGCAAUGUCACCAAUGCCCUAGGAUCCGGGCAGAACCAAGUAACCGUCCAUGUUAAAGAGCCUAUGUCGUCAGGCCUAGGCACGGCCGCCAUCAUCUUCAUCAGCAUCGGCAUCAGCAUUGGCAUCUUAGCAGUUAUAGGACUCUGGUAUUAUUGUGUUCGAUCUCGGCGGUCCAGGUCCGAUUCCAAGUCCGAUUCCAGACCCUCAAAGGAAGCGUAUUCACCUGUGAACAACAACAUCAACUCUACCCAGGACAUAGAGAUGAACAGCAUUAAUUCCCAUGACCAAAGAACUUGAAGCUUCAACGACUGGAACCCCACAGACAGAUGAAGAAGCCUCCAGAGAGACUGACUGCCCAGUGUGGUGAUCGCCAAAUGUUUGGGGGUCUCCCAGAACCCUAGUAAAUUCCACAUUGUCAGAAAGCACUCGUGGAGCCCAGUGUGGUGGCCCACACCAUCAUUCCAGCAGGAGGACAAAUGCAAGCUUGAGUCUAACCUGGGCUACAGAGCGAAGCCCGCGCAUACACAGACAAGCAAACAAGCAGGCUUGAGGGGUUGGGAAACUGGAACAAAAGCCGAAGUCUUUCCGUUAAGACAAAUCCUCCACCUCGUGUUGGACCGUGUAGAAUGGUCAAGGAGCUGAAAGACUUCGGCCACUGGGAUUCAACGUCAGGAUCUCUUUAGCGAUUGAGUCAUUCAGGGCUCUCCACUCUCUUGCCAAGGUCUCACUAUGUAGCCAAGGCUAGGCUCAAACUCACAGAGAUCCGUCUGCCUCUACCUCCUGUGCUGGGGUUAAAGGUGUACCACCACACCCUUCUCAGUCUCCCUUUUGAUAAAGUGAAGAACAUAUAUUUAUUUUUUAAAGCUAUAUAGUUUUGUAUGUAUUUUUGAGACAGAGUUUUAUAUAGCCCAGGCUAGCCUCAAGCUUACUAUGUAAGCAAGAAUGAUCUUACUAAUUUAUUCUAACUUAUUUGUUUUCAAGUGUAAACAUACCCCACCCCAUCCCUCCCUGUCCUCUCAAUCCGUUAGUCUCCUUGAUUCUCCCAGGACGCCAUUCUGAUUUAUGUUUUAAUUGCAGAUAUUGUUUUAUUUAACCAUAUAAAAAUCUGUGAACA